UUUUCCUGCCUAAGGAAGUUCUGUUCGACGCUUGUUCCCUGCCAAUCGUGUAUUGGCACUUUAAUUAAAAUGGAAAAAUAUUUAUUAUUUUUGUGUUUAACGGCGUGUGUUUACUCGGCGACCGGUAAUAAAGCACCAUUCAUAACAAAAUGCAAUGGGGAAGAUUCGAAAUGCAUAACAGCCGCAGCGCAAACCGCUAUCCCAAUUCUGGCAGCAGGUAUAGCAGAACUUGGCGUUGAAACAAUGGACCCAUUGAAUAUUGCGAGCGUUAAUGCCAGCUCAUCUAAUUUACAACUUCUAGUUAAAGAUGUGGUGGUCACAGGCACCAAGAACUGCCAGGCAGCAAAAGUAGAACGGGAUGUCAAAAAUUCCAAAUUGUUCGUCAAUCUUCUAUGCGAUGCCACUAUGAAGGGACAGUACGAUAUGAAAGGAAAACUCCUGUUCUUACCCAUUGAAGGAAAGGGAGAUAUGCGAGUUAUACUUAGAAAAAUCCUUAUCCAUGCAGAAGUAGAUCUCGAGGAGAAAGUUGGAAAGGACUCUAAGAAUCACUGGAACAUCAAAAAAUGGAAACAUGAAUUUGAACUGAAGGACAAGAGUGAAGUCGAAUUUGACAACCUUUUCAAUGGCAAUGAACUACUAGCUAAAACAGUCAAAGAUUUAAUCGCCGAGAAUGGAAACGAAAUUAUCCUUGACAUAGGACCUGAAAUUAUUAAGGCAGUCGUCGCUAAGGUUGCUAAGAACUGCAACCAUUUCUUCCGCGCUGUACCUUUGGAAGAACUCGUACUGAGCUAGACAUAUCUCAUUUAUUGUUAAUUUCUAAUAUAUGUUAAGUUAUAAAUAAGAAUAAUGAUUU
Manduca sexta (tobacco hornworm) is the source of this 853-nucleotide messenger RNA. RefSeq names its product circadian clock-controlled protein daywake. NCBI's taxonomy places the organism in Eukaryota, Metazoa, Arthropoda, Insecta, Lepidoptera, Sphingidae. Bases 70 to 792 code for a protein of 240 amino acids. The transcript is spliced from 5 exons. The record is from RefSeq and is a predicted model, not a curated record.